GUGCAUGGUAAACUAUGUAGUGAUCGUAACACAAAGAAGUACUGAGGCAGAGGCAAGGCAAUCCAGCAAUAACAAACAAACCAAGUCCUAGUAAACAGCUCGAAACAUUUGAGCAAUCUUUUCGUUCUUUACGACUAAUAUAUCGGCUUACAAUUUUCCUCCUUACUACGUGCGUAUGUGCUGAAUGUUGACGAUUCUGUCGUAUGAAGGAUUUAACGGUUAUCUAACAUUUCCACAAAACAAGUCGCUCAUCAGCUAGCGCUAAUCCUUCUUGGCUACGUUUUCACGGACACAACCGCGGCUGCUUGACUGUCAAAUUAAAACCGAUUUCACACAGUGACAUGUAAGAAAACAAAGAGGAUCUGGAGAUCUGGGACCCCUUUUUAACUGUGCCGACACGGUAGCAGGUUAUUAAGUGCAACUAGAUCCAUACAAGGAUGCAUCAGCAAGGUGGGUGGUGGAUGGGAUUGCAUUCGACUCUCCUUUCCAUCACUUUCUGCUGCAUAGCUCUCUCGCCCACACAUGCAUAUAUCUAUGCUCAUGAUAGAAAUAUCACCAUGAUUUUCGAAGAUCUACCGGCCUUAUUCGGAUCACCACUUCCUAAGGAAGGAAUCAUGGGAGUUGUUGUGGUGUCCCGUCCCCUUAAUGGCUGCGAACCCAUCGACCCUCCUCCUCCGCUGCCACCAGUUUACGAUGCCAACACCACCAAAUUCAUAGCACUCAUCAGACGCUAUGAUUGCAACUUCGAUCGAAAGGUCCUGCAUGCGCAGCAAGCUGGGUACAAUGCUGCAAUCGUGCACAACAUGUAUUCUAAUGCUUUACUCAAUAUGAACUUCAGCAAUGACACUAUCGCAGAGGAGAUUGAUAUCCCCUCAGUGUUUACCAGCUACUAUGCGUCUGAAGCUCUCAAGAAGCUCGUCAUUCCAGAGCAAGGAGCCUAUGUGAUUCUCAAGCCGGAGUUUGCGCUCCCCCUCUCAUACUACCUUAUUCCUUUUACCGGAGUGGUCGGCAUGAUCAUACUAGUGAUGUUUAUUAUCUUGGUUAUACGCUGUGCACAGCACAGAAAGCGGCUGAGGAAAAACCGCUUGACCAAAGAACAACUGAAGAGGAUUCCUACUCACAGAUUUACUAAAGGGGAUGAUUAUGACGUGUGCGCCAUUUGCUUAGACGAGUAUGAAGAAGGAGACAAACUACGGAUUUUACCCUGUUCUCAUGCCUACCACUGCAAGUGCGUGGACCCGUGGCUGACCAAGACUAAGAAGACAUGCCCCGUGUGCAAACAGCGAGUCACCCGGAGCAACCCUGAACAGUCAGAGUCCGAAUCGGAAGAAGAAAGCAGAGUCCGAGGCGAAGAAGAAGGAACAGAGGGCGAGGCGGACUCGGAGCGCACCCCUCUGCUCCGCGCAUCCAUCCAGGGGUCCCCUUCCGGGAGUCCCGGAGCGUAUUCCGCCACUGCAGUGACCACCGCUCAGUGCAUCCCCUCGCCGGAACACGCCGACUCCCCCGUCCUGAGUUACGAAGGCUACUAUUCCCCGCAAGAGGACACGGACACGGAAAGCAAUGAAACAGAAGAUGAGCAGCACCUGGUUGAAGAUGACACUGCUCAGCUCAUCGGUAGGGGUAUGGUGCACAUCUGAUACGCUGGAACAUCGACACGACCUAAUAUGAAAAGGGCCUUUGCUGUAUAAAAAAAAUAUGUUCUGUCUGUUGGUACCACACACAGGUAGGUCUAUCUUAGCAUCAAGCCAAUGAGUUUUACUAAAAAUCAUUACAAAUGAAGGCAUAUCUAAACCUUCACAUACACAGAAAGAUGAAAUAAAUGACUCGCAAUAGUCACAGAUUGUAAGAAUAGUGAGCUACCAUCCAUGUUGUGAUGUCGAAGCUUCUACUUUUAUCUUCAACCGCAUUCCUUUUCCAUUUUUCCAUCCUCAUGUCUUGUAUUGCAUAUUUUAGAUUGUCUUAAUCACAUACUAAAAAAAAAUACACUGGAUAGUACCCAGUUCUACAUUUAUGUUGUUACUAAUCAAAACCAUUUGAGGUGAAAACUGAUUUAGCUUGAAAGAAAUUCAGAUUUAUAUUGAAACGUAGAAUGAGGUUACAAAAUGUAGGGAUGUUGGUGUUUUUUAAAUUUCCAAAUGUAAUAUUUGUCUCAUGUUUACCCUGUGAUGUUUCUGGUGAGCCUUCUUUGUGCAACGUGCCUAUGUUCAGAAUUAGUUUUUUUUUUGGGGGGGGGGACCAUUAUUAAUUUGAUUGUUUGUUUUUUUUUUAUUCAAAACUUUGUGUUGCAUACCAAGAGGAAAAAGUUUAACCUUUGUGCAUCAUGAUAAGCGUUACUGUAUGACAUGGUAACACCUGUGACAUUUUUUUUGUGGGUGCGCCAACUUGUUUAUGCAGUUUUGUCAUUAGGGCGCGGUAAGAAGCUAAAUGAAGAACUAUUGCAACUUAGUGGAAUUAGUGACAAGCACGUUGCCUUAUUUUGGCCUUCAUUGAACAUGUAUGUUUAGAAACGAAAGGGUCACACUCCUAGUUUUUGUCUUGUUUUUCUCUGUCCUUAUUGCAAAACCUUUUUGUUUCUAAAUGAAGUCCUCCGCUCCUUUAAGUCUUGAGUAAUGAAUAGCUAUAGUCUUGCUUGAUUUGCACAGUGCACACAAAAAACUUUUAAUGUUCAAUUUCCCUACAAUGGUCUGGGUUAUUCUUUAACUUUUAAUGUUCAAUUUCCCUACAAUGGUCUGGGUUAUUCUUUAAAAUGUAGAGGUAAAAGAAAUUGAGACAAGUUCGCUGCUUGGUGUAUGUACACUUUUUCACUUUGUCUGAGAUCUAAGAGCAGGAAUAUCUGUUUUCAGAGCCAAUUUUCUAUUUAAGAUGUAUAUUGUGCUGUAUACUUGAUCACUGUAUGUGGCACUUUCAAUUGAUUGUUUAUUCUAGUCACAAAACAGAACAUUCAUAUUAUUUGUUAAUUUACUAACAUGUUUAAAUAUUGUCCAUUUAUCAUCAAGUACUAUAACCAUCCUCAGUUUAAGUCAAAUUGUUUGCUCUCACAUGGUCUUGUUUCUCAUAUCUGCUAGUUUUUUUUAAAGCAGUUUUAACAGAUACCUUCAAAUCACACCUUUUCUGUAUUUUAUAAUGUGUGCUGCUUAGACUUUAAUACAUUCAAAACAUUGAUUACAAAUUUAUAUGUUCAUUGUGUAAUGAAAUGUGAUCAUGCCGAGGAAGUCACAGUCCAUGGAAAGCAGCAAUUUUAAUGCCGUAUUAAUGGAAUAUUAAAUAUUUGAGAAAUAUUUACAAA
Corythoichthys intestinalis (scribbled pipefish) is the source of this 3286-nucleotide messenger RNA. RefSeq names its product ring finger protein 167 (gene rnf167). NCBI's taxonomy places the organism in Eukaryota, Metazoa, Chordata, Actinopteri, Syngnathiformes, Syngnathidae. The record is from RefSeq and is a predicted model, not a curated record. The transcript is spliced from 10 exons. The coding region runs from base 438 to 1637 and encodes 399 amino acids.